CUCAGAAACCGGAGGCUGUCAGAGAGAGAGGAUCCACCGCUGCGGCUCUCUGACACAAACAGCAGCUAUGUGGCUUUAGCAGCUCAGCAAGACCGACUCAACGUUUCACCCCACACGGAACCACCGAAUCACUUCCAGCCGGUGUUUUGGCAGCGCAUCUUUGGAAAUGUUACCUUGAAAAAUAAUUGUUGCUAGCUAACUUGUUAGCUUCCGGGUUAGCUUGAAGUUUGGAGCGUCUUGCUAAUUUGGCCGACACGAAAUUAAAAUUAAAUCCACCGCAAAGGCAGCAUCUUCUGCAGGAUUUAUCCAGAUUGGACAGCAAAAAAAUUAAGUCAUGGACGCCUUUUUCAGUCCCGUUAACACCGCUUUAAAAGGCAGGCCCGAGGGGAUCCCCGGACUUUCCUCGCUCACUCUGCCCGAGUUGAGCACAAAGGACCCGCAUUGCAGGAAUCUGUUCUCCCCCGGACCCGCGGCUGUGCUGUCUCCUGUCACCAAUUUGGCUCUGGACAUGAACAAUUUAGCUGGACUGGGAAGUCAAUGUGAUACCCCGAAAAGGAGAAAGCAUGCACCCCUUGAGAAGAUUCCCUCCUUUGCCUCUGACGUCUCAUCUGAUGCUGGCCUCGGCAUGGAUCCCCCCAGCCCCAUGGAUGCUGUCGAAGUCGAGGACACAUUUGAGAAGGCCAUUCAACAGUCAAGCAGAGUUGUUAACGAGAAGAUGCCAAUUCGACGAAUCAACUCAUUGCCACUCCAGCUCCUCUGUGUCAGUCCAUCUCUGAAGGGACAGGAAGAAGAUUCGAACCGCUAUGGAAUAUUCGGCCAACCCCUCUCCCAGAGAAGCGCCUCCUUGGCUUCUGAACACGACAACAAGGAGAACAUGCCAGAGGAGGGCUUUGAAUUCAAGAAACCAACCAAGCCGGCGUCACGUUGCCGUGUCCGCUCCUUCAACAGCGGACAGGCGAAGGACGCUUUCGCCCGCCGUCCCAGUUCAGCACCAGCCCUCAUGCUUUCCUCGCCUCCUCCAGCCCAGCAGUGUGACUUUUUCGACAGCAGCCCCAUGUUCCUGAGACGCUCAUCUCAAAACGACGAUGACGACGAGGAUGACGGCUUUUUUGGCGUGCUGGACGACAACAUGGAGAACGACUCUGGGAUGCCGAUGGGAAUGGCCAGCUUGCUCACUGCCCCACUGGUGGCCGACAGCACCGGAGAAGACUCUCCCGUGAUGCGCUGCCGGCCGCGCAACCUGUUCCGCUCGCCCUCCAUGCCCAGUCCGGUGUCCCGGCCCUCCGUGAAGCGUCCCGACUGCCCCGGAGAUGACAACACGCCGGUCAGGGUGAAGAGACGACGCAGCCUGGCGGGAACUCACGUCACCAUCCUGGAACAAAACCCCGAAUCCCCGAGGAUGGGCUGCUCGCUGCUGCAGAGGUCCAAAUCCUUCUGUCAGACGGAGAUUGAAAAGCUGCUGGACAGUGAGGACACUUCUAAUGAGCUAAUAGGAGAUUUCACCAAGCCCUUCGUACUGCCCACAGUAGAGGGAAAACAUCAAGACCUCAAGUACAUUACCCCAGCUAUCAUGGUGGCAGCUCUCACCGGACAGUUUGCUCAUCUAGUCGAGCAGGUCAUUGUCAUCGACUGCCGCUACCCCUACGAGUUCGAAGGAGGACACAUCAAGGGAGCUCUGAACCUGCACCAAGAAGACCAGGUGCAGGACUUCCUCCUCCAGACCCCCAUCGUCCCGGCCUGCCCCGACAAGCGGGUCGUCAUCAUCUUCCACUGCGAGUUCUCGUCGGAGCGCGGCCCUCGGAUGUGCCGCUUCGUCAGGGAGCGAGAUCGCGCCAUGAACGAAUACCCCAAACUCCACUACCCCGAGCUCUACAUCCUCAAGGGCGGAUACAAAGACUUCUUCCCACAUUUUCAGGCACAAUGUGAACCUCAGUCCUACCGGCCGAUGCACCACGAGGACUUCAAGGAGGACCUGAGGAAGUUCCGCCUCAAGAGCCGCACCUGGGCCGGCGAGCGCAGCAAGAGGGACAUGUACAGCCGGCUGAAGAAGCUGUGAGCGCCUCCCCGUCCUCCCAGACUGCCUGUAGAAACACACUGCCUCCCCGGAAAACAAACUCGACACGAACCACCUCGCCGAACCACCGAGGAACAACCUUUUUGGGAUCGCGCCAGCAGAAAAAGGGGGACUUUUUUUUAUUUUUAUAUAAAGUCCCAGAAGUUCCAUUUAACUAUAGCAAAGUUAGUUAUUUAUGCAAAUUCAAAGAGGGAAAGACGUGAAACGAUGAACCCUCGGCCGGAAGACGUCGUCGCCGAGGUGCAGCGAACAGAUUUAAUUAAUCUGAAAGCGUUUUUAAAAACCACUUGGACCGACUGCCUGUUUUAUUUUUUUUUUGUGUUUUUAAUGUGUCGACACAACUUGGUGUCAGAUUGCAAUAAUACAACCAAACCAGCAAACUGCCAGGUCUGAAGUUUGUCUUUCUGUCUCCUCACUGGAUGUUUUUUU
Messenger RNA from Stegastes partitus (bicolor damselfish), 2503 nucleotides. It is a transcript of the gene cdc25b, whose product is annotated as cell division cycle 25B. Gene Ontology annotation, molecular function: protein tyrosine phosphatase activity. The record is from RefSeq and is a predicted model, not a curated record. Gene Ontology annotation, biological process: protein dephosphorylation; G2/M transition of mitotic cell cycle; positive regulation of G2/MI transition of meiotic cell cycle. The transcript has 15 exons. Gene Ontology annotation, cellular component: cytoplasm; nucleus. The coding region runs from base 335 to 2056 and encodes 573 amino acids. Lineage: Eukaryota; Metazoa; Chordata; Actinopteri; Pomacentridae.